Molecule: messenger RNA, 441 nt
Organism: Pseudomassariella vexata
Lineage: Eukaryota; Fungi; Ascomycota; Sordariomycetes; Amphisphaeriales; Pseudomassariaceae
Exons: 1
Coding region: 192-422 (76 amino acids)
Source: RefSeq, a predicted model, not a curated record
GGGAAAUCAAGCCCUCAUUCCUACCAGCACCGGUCGACUCCCUACCUAUUCCAGUCUCGCUACAUUCCGACCUCAACGUUCAAAAAUCACUAUCCGAACCCCAAUUUCCUGAAGACAACAACAAUGCCUCCUUCUCCAUCUUAACCCCCUAGGAAAAGCGCUGGAUCAGCUUCGCUGUCUCUUUCGCGGGCAUGUUCUCGGCCCUAAGCAGUUACAUUUACCUUCCCGCUCUGGUGUUCCUGGCGCUGAUGAAUCUCACCGUCACUUCGUAUCUGCUCGUGGCCGGGAGAGCGCUAGCGUUUAUGGGAGACAUGGCGGGCCAGAGCGAGACGCGGCCGGUGUACAUGGUCAUAUUCAUAUUAAUGGCGGGCGCAAACUUGUGUAUGGUGCUGGUGAGAAACUAUGUUGGGUCGUUGUGUUGAGGAUGGUGCAGAGUGCAGG